Molecule: messenger RNA, 1919 nt
Organism: Myotis davidii
Lineage: Eukaryota; Metazoa; Chordata; Mammalia; Chiroptera; Vespertilionidae
Gene: NTNG1
Product: netrin G1
Exons: 6
Coding region: 507-1904 (465 amino acids)
Molecular function (GO): cell-cell adhesion mediator activity
Source: RefSeq, a predicted model, not a curated record
GUGUUGGUGCCAGAAGAAGAGAAUGAUUGACGGGACACAGACACCAGUGAGAGACACUCACCCUCUUGCUUCCGAUAUUGACACCUGAGUGUGUCCCAGCAGCCCUGGUGAGCCGCGAACACCUGGGAUCUCCAAGGGUGAUCGGAUGCUCAGCCAGAAGGCCACCCCUUUGCUGAAUCACGAUCCGCAACCAGACAUCUUUUACAAAAAUCAACUGGAACCCAUCGAGUAGAUAUGUUCUAGGACAACAACAAGCCCACAGGCUGCUGUUAAGCCCACUGCACCAGUAUGUUAGCUUUCCACCAAAGUCCUCCAGAUCCCUGAGUGCGCCCAGUAUCUCAACCCUUCACGGUCAGUUUUGGCAUCGACUUUGAGGUCUCAUCCUCUUUUUCUUUUUAUAUCCGGCCCUACCUACAUGGAGACAUCCAUGUGUGUGUAAAAUAGACACAGGCCACAGAUAAGCCAACCCCACGCCAAUUCCCGCCAAGAUUGCCAAGAAUUUAGAGAUGUAUUUGUCAAGAUUCCUGUCCAUUCACGCCCUCUGGGUUACAGUGUCAUCGGUGAUGCAGCCCUACCCCCUGGUGUGGGGACAUUACGAUGUGUGCAAGACCCAGAUCUACACGGAAGAAGGCAAAGUGUGGGAUUACAUGGCCUGUCAGCCGGAAUCCACGGACAUGACCAAGUACCUGAAAGUGAAGCUGGACCCUCCCGACAUCACGUGCGGAGACCCUCCCGAGACGUUCUGCGCAAUGGGCAACCCCUACAUGUGCAACAACGAGUGUGACGCGAGCACCCCCGAGCUGGCGCACCCCCCGGAGCUGAUGUUCGACUUCGAGGGGAGACACCCCUCCACCUUCUGGCAGUCGGCCACCUGGAAGGACUACCCCAAGCCUCUCCAGGUGAACAUCACCCUGUCCUGGAGCAAGACCAUCGAGCUCACGGACAACAUAGUCAUCACCUUCGAGUCGGGGCGCCCGGACCAGAUGAUCCUGGAGAAGUCCCUGGAUUACGGGCGCACUUGGCAGCCCUACCAGUACUACGCCACGGACUGCCUGGACGCCUUCCACAUGGACCCCAAGUCCGUGAAGGACUUGUCCCAGCACACGGUCCUGGAGAUCAUCUGCACCGAAGAGUACUCCACGGGCUACAUGACCAACAGCAAAAUCAUCCACUUUGAAAUCAAAGACAGGUUCGCCUUCUUCGCCGGGCCCUGGCUGCGCAACAUGGCCUCCCUCUACGGCCAGCUGGACACGACCAAGAAGCUCCGCGAUUUCUUCACGGUCACGGACCUGAGGAUCCGGCUGCUGAGACCGGCCGUCGGGGAGAUUUUCGUGGACGAGCUGCACUUGGCGCGCUACUUCUACGCCAUCUCGGACAUCAAGGUCCACGGCAGGUGCAAAUGUAACCUCCACGCCACGGUGUGCGUGUACGACAACAGCAAACUGACCUGUGAGUGUGAGCACAACACGACAGGGCCCGACUGUGGGAAGUGCAAGAAGAACUACCAGGGCCGGCCUUGGAGCCCAGGCUCGUACCUCCCCAUCCCCAAGGGCACCGCCAACACCUGCAUCCCCAGUAUUUCCAGCAUUGGUAACUGCGAAUGCUUCGGCCACUCCAAUCGAUGCAGUUAUAUCGAUCUGCUAAAUACAGUCAUUUGCGUGAGCUGUAAGCACAACACUAGAGGGCAGCACUGUGAGUUAUGCAGGCUGGGCUACUUCCGAAAUGCUUCGGCACAGCUGGACGAUGAGAAUGUGUGCAUAGAGUGUUAUUGUAACCCCUUGGGCUCAGUCCAUGAGCGCUGUAAUGGCUCGGGAUUCUGUGAGUGUAAGGCGGGAGCCACGGGGCCUAAGUGUGAUGAGUGUCUGCCGGGCAAUUCCUGGCACGCCGGCUGUCGACGUAAGUAACUGGGGCGCUGCCCU